UUUUCACGUUGAUUAUUCAAAAGCAAAGGAAUCAAUCAAAACUCUCCAAUCCCCCACACCUUUUCUUGCAUCUACAACACUAAUUCAUCAUUUUCCUCACACAACCAUUUUCUCCUUUUUUCUUCCUCACACCCAAUCAACACCUAAAAAGCUAAUACACUAACAUGUUCAUGUUCCCUCUCAAAUCAACCUUUCCCUUUGUUUUAAAACUCUCUUCAAUUCAACAUCAUUAGAGUUUAAAGUUCUAACCUCUAAUUUUGAACAUCUCAAACAAUGAAAUAUCCAUUCAUACCCAAUCUCAACUCUCUAAACAACUUGUUCUUCACACUUACCCAAAACAAAACACACCAACUUCAUUAACAAACACAUAAAAAGUGAUUCAUUCAUCAAUUUCAUGGAGAUUCACAAAAACACAACCAGAAAAAGGGGAGGUGCAAAAAAGGAAUUACAACAAGUAGAGAAAAAACAAUCAUCAAAACCAAUCACAACAACAACAAAAAAUCCAAAACUACAAUGGAAAAAGAUGAUGAUAUUCUUCAACACAACAAAAACCCAAAACCCACCUCAAGAAUUUCUAUGCCCCAUUUCCGGUUCUCUAAUGUCCGACCCUGUAAUUGUCUCCUCUGGCCAUUCCUUCGACCGAACCUCCAUCCAAGCCUGUCAAAAUCUCAACUUUACCCCUCAACUUUCUGAUGGCACCACCCCCAAUUUCACAACCCUAAUCCCUAAUCUAAAUCUCAAAUCCUCAAUUUUCAAAUGGACCCAAGCCCAAGCCCAAACCCAAACCCAAUUCCAAACCAACCCAAACUUAACCACUACCGAAAAUCUCGUACGCAAAUUAAUUUCAAUAAAACAUCAACAAAACCAAAACAACGUCGUUUUAGAGAAACACGACAAAGAAAAAACACGACCAAUCUCAAUCUCAAUUACAUCACCACGAAAAACCUCGUACUCAAGUUCAAAUGAAUCCAUUGCAACUGCCACGUCAUCAUCAUCAACAACAACGCCACCACUUCAAAGUUUUUCUUACUCUUCACCUUCUUCCUCCGAAAUCGAACCUUCCACAACACCAGAAGAAGAAGAAAUCGUAACCAAACUAAGAAACUCUCAAAGUUUCAUAAUUGAAGAAGCUUUAAUCUCUCUAAGAAAAAUCACGAGAACGAAAGUUGAAACUAGAGUUCAACUUUGCACCAAUAGGAUACUCUCCUUUCUUCGUACUCUAAUUUCGUCCAAAGACGAAAUUAUAAAAGUCAACGCUCUUGCUUCAUUGGUCAAUUUAUCGCUUGAGAAAGUCAACAAGGUGAAGAUCGUACGGUCAGGAUUUGUUCCACCGUUGAUCGAUGUUUUAAAAUUUGGAUCCUCUGAAUCGCGGGAACACGCUUGUUGUGUGUUCUUUAGUUUAGCGCUUGAUGAUGAUAAUAAAACUGCGAUUGGUGUUUUAGGUGCACUUUCGCCUUUGCUUCACGCGCUUAAAUGUGAGAGUGAGAGGACGCGGCAUGAUUCAGCUUUGGCGCUUUAUCAUUUGUCUUUAGUGAGGAGUAAUAGGGUUAAGAUGGUUAAACUUGGGUUUGUUUCGGUUCUUUUUGGAAUGGUUAAGUCGGGUCAAAUUGACCCGAUUUUGUUGAUUUUGGGUAAUUUAGGUUUUGGGUCGGAUGGUCGGGCUGCAAUGUUGGAUGCGGGUGUUGUGGAGUAUUUGGUGGGAUUGUUGGGUGGGACCGAGUUGGAAUCCGAGUUGACUCGAGAGAGUUGUGUUGGGGUUUUGUAUGCACUGAGUUACGGCGGGUUGAGGUUUAAAGCGGUGGCGAAGGAGGUUAGAUUGGUGGAAGUGUUGCAAAAGAUGGAGAAAAUGAAGAGUGAGAGUGGUAAUGAGAAAGUUAGGAGGAUAUUGGAGAUGAUGGAAGCGAAGGAGGUGGAAGAAGAUGAGGUGGAUUGGGAGGAGUUGCUCGACUCAGGGUUCACUCGUCGAGUUAGUAGUGGGUUGGAUGAGUCAACUGCUAACUCGACCGAGUUAUGAAUACAGUUGAGAUUUUUAUUUUAAAAUAUUUUUUUAAUGUAAUUAUGGUUUUUUAUUUAUUUUUUGUCUAGUUAAUGUUGUUGAAGUCCUAUUGGUUGAAAAUUGGAACUCAUGCUACUUUAUUUUAUAUUUUUGCAAUUUUUCCAUUGUUAUCUUGUUUUGAAGUUGGGUGGAGAAUGGAAAAAUGGAAAUACUCUUUUUUUU
Molecule: messenger RNA, 2218 nt
Organism: Cicer arietinum (chickpea)
Lineage: Eukaryota; Viridiplantae; Streptophyta; Magnoliopsida; Fabales; Fabaceae
Source: RefSeq, a predicted model, not a curated record